AUCAAGAGGGAUACAUAGACAUACAAGCAAAUUGGCAGGUCGGCACCAGGUAGGAUGAGGCAGCAGCUCGUCUAACCAGAUCCAUCCUCCUGACUAUCAAUCCCACGCACCACCAUAUAGCCAACAUUGUCGAGCAAAGGAUCUUCCAUUUGACCUUUCACAAGCCACAGCAAAGUGCAUUAUGUCGUCGCUGAGCGAGUACGCAGCCUUGAAGGCGCAAGUCCUCUCGUCCUUGGAUCGGUACGAGUCUGUGCUCAAAGAAGGCAAGCUUUCGGAGCCUUCUCUCAAUGGAACGCAAAUGCACGAGACCGAUCAUCCGGGCUACCUGGCUUCCAAGGAUUUCUGGGACGCGAGAGACGUGCUGGUGGCCGCUCUGGGAGCGCUGAAGAACACGGUCCAGUCGCCUGCUAAUCGGCUGCAGGAAUUGUCUGUCGCCCACCACAUCAGCGCCGCUCUGCAGGUCGCGGUCAGAGCCAACGCAGCCGAUCAGCUCGCAGCAGCAGGUCCGCAAGGACUGCCUGCGACAGAUUUGGCCAAGGCAGUCGGCUUGCAUCCAGCCAAGCUGACGAAAGUGCUGCGAUUCUUGGCAAACAUGAACAUUUUCAACGAAGUCACGGAGGGCGUGUUUGCCAACAACCGCGCGUCCUCGCUGCUGGUGACAAGUAAUCCUGUCCGCGACUUUGUGUCCUGGCAGACCAGCUUCUCCUUGAAGGCUGCGCCCCAAGUUGCGGACAAUCUGUUCGAUCCGAAGAAAGGUCUCUCCCUCGACCCGCUCGACUGCGCGGUGGGCACGACGUACCAGAUUAGGGAAAGCGGUCAUACGGACAUGUGGGGUCGCAUGGCAGAGCUCACCGAUAUGUCGGAGUUCGCUCGUGCGAUGAGUGCAUUUGGAGAUGCCGGCAACCCAGGCUGGGUCGCAGAUUACCCUUGGGAUUCGCUUGGCGACACGACUCUCGUCGAUGUUGGAGGCGGGCAUGGAGCUCUGACCUUGCCGCUGCUGCAAGCCUUCCCUCAUUUCAAAGGCGUCAUUCAAGACCGCCUCGAGGUGGAGGGAGCCUACAAAACGCAUUUUGAACAAAAGCUCCCCGAGGCUUUGAGCUCCAACAGGGUCAAGUUCGAAGUCUACGACUUUUUCAACGACGUUCAACCUCACAAGGGAGAUGGAUUCACUUACAUGAUGCGCUGGAUCCUGCACGACUGGCCGGAUUACAAGUGUGAAAUCAUUCUGAAGCUCAUCGCUGCUGCCAUGUCACCAAAGAGCAAGCUGAUCAUUGUCGACACUAUUCUGCAACCUGCGAGCAUCGUGCCAAAAGACGCCAAUCCUGCCGACCUGAUACACGCUAGCGUGUGGCCCCUACCUCGAUCUCAAGGUGCCGCUGGACAGUUCAAAAUGAACAUCGACUUCGAGAUGAUGCAAGCGCUCAACGCCACCGAACGAACGCCAAAGGACUUUGAUAGGAUCCUCAACGCGGCCGGUCUGAAGAGGACCGGAAUGUACAAGUGUCGCGCCCAAAGCGACAUCGUCGAGGCUAUGCUUGCGUGAUCGCGAUGCCCGCGGUGCUCAGCUCGCGGCCGCGAUGCUCGAGAAGAUGUAUCAUGUGCUACAAGUCGUUGUCUGCAGUCUCCGAGCGCAACAUCUGCUAUAUCUUAUCGCCGCAAAGAUCUGCGGGGGCUUUUCUUGAAACACGAAUGCCAUCACUUUGCGCACACGAUUGUUGUG
This is a messenger RNA of Ceraceosorus guamensis, 1720 nucleotides long. RefSeq names its product S-adenosyl-L-methionine-dependent methyltransferase. NCBI's taxonomy places the organism in Eukaryota, Fungi, Basidiomycota, Exobasidiomycetes, Ceraceosorales, Ceraceosoraceae. Gene Ontology annotation, molecular function: O-methyltransferase activity. The coding region runs from base 182 to 1543 and encodes 453 amino acids. The transcript is spliced from 13 exons. The record is from RefSeq and is a predicted model, not a curated record.